This is a messenger RNA of Sesamum indicum (sesame), 1293 nucleotides long. Its product is annotated as SPX domain-containing protein 1. The record is from RefSeq and is a predicted model, not a curated record. NCBI's taxonomy places the organism in Eukaryota, Viridiplantae, Streptophyta, Magnoliopsida, Lamiales, Pedaliaceae. Gene Ontology annotation, biological process: cellular response to phosphate starvation.
UUCGGACAAACGAAUAUUCCCACCUCAAUCCUCCGCAUAUUCUCUGCUCUCCGUUUUCCCUUAUAUAUCAACCCCCGCACCCUGAUUUCCCUCAUUUCCCCGGCCUGGAGGAGUUUUGGGUGUGAGCCCGUGAUUUCGAUCCCGCUGAAUUCUCUUGUUUUUCAUUUUCUUGAGAUGAAGUUUGGGAAGAGUCUGAGCAAUCAGAUUGAGGAGACGUUGCCGGAAUGGAGAGACAAGUUUUUGUCGUACAAGGAGUUGAAGAAGCGGCUCAAGCUCAUUGAGCCGAAGCAGCAGCCCUGUGACGAGGAGAGGGCUCAGAAGAGGCGGAGAAUGGAUGACGGUGGCGGAGAGAGGGAGGCGAUUACGGCGGAAGAGGUGGAUUUCGUCAAGCUUUUGGAGGAUGAGCUUGAGAAAUUCAAUGCCUUCUUUGUUGAGCAAGAGGAGGAGUACAUCAUCAGAUUAAAGGAAUUGCAGGAUAGAGUGGCAAAGGCCAAAGAUAGGAAAGAUGAGAUGAUUAGGAUCCGGAAAGAAAUAGUUGACUUCCAUGGGGAGAUGGUUUUGUUGGAGAAUUACAGUGCUCUUAACUAUACCGGAUUGGUCAAAAUACUUAAGAAAUAUGACAAAAGAACAGGAGCUCUUCUUCGCCUGCCCUUCAUUCAGAAGGUCCUGCAACAGCCUUUCUUUACCACUGACCUGCUGUACAAGCUUGUGAAAGAGUGCGAGAGAAUGCUCGACCAGAUGUUCCCUGCGAAUCAAGCCCCAUCUUCUGUUGAGGCAGCUGACCGGAUCGAACCCUCUACAAGUUCUGCAACCGAUGAGGGUCUGAUCAAAGAAUCCAAGGAGCUCGCGGAGAUAGAAUACAUGAAGAGCCUCUACAUGAAGAGCACUUUGGCUGCACUCCGAGUUCUUAAAGAAAUUCGCAGCGGAAGUUCAACUGUUAGUGCUUUUUCAUUACCACCACUGCAAAUUAGUGGGCUAGAGGAUACUUGGAAUAAGAUCCCUGUUCUUGAACAAGUUGCUAAGUAGCGAGAAUACUGCGGAGGGAAACAGGUCAUUUGUUUUUCCCCUUAUGUAACUUGGUCUGGUCUUUUUGUGUUCUUAAGUCUUAACCCAUGCAUUUGCUAUGCAUGUUUUCUAUACUAACACAGGUGUAAAAUGCAUAAAUUUCAUCUCAAAGGCACUUUGGAUCAAUCCAAUUAUGCUGCAAAUGAUUCUUUUUGUGUAAAGAUUUUUGGAGUUGUACGCAUUCCGAGUUUGAAUCAUAUAUGCAACACUUUACUGCUUACUUUCCUA